AUUUCAUUCAUUUGUAUAUGUGGCAGCCGCGGGUGUAGUUUGUUCGUCAUAUUUCUCCGAAAUAGCAAAACUUAUUGGACCCCAUUUUAUCUUAAUGUAGUAUUUAAAAAAAUAGUUGGUGAUUUCAAAGGGUCGCUUGUAGUCCGGUUCGGUUAAUUAAGGGCGUGGGUUUACGCAACGAUGGCGCAAAUAUUACCGAUACGUUUUCAGGAGCAUUUACAGCUCACAAAUGUGGGCAUCAAUCCAGCCUCCAUAUCGUUCAACACACUCACGAUGGAGUCGGACAAGUUCAUCUGUGUCCGUGAAAAAGUCGGUGAGACUGCGGAAGUAGUGAUCAUCGAUAUGGCUGACCCCACCAACCCCAUCCGUCGGCCAAUCAGUGCUGAUUCUGCCAUCAUGAAUCCGGCCAGCAAGGUCAUCGCUCUGAAGGGGAAAGCGGGGGUUGAAGCAGCUCAAAAGACCCUGCAAAUAUUCAACAUCGAGAUGAAAUCGAAGAUGAAGGCUCACACGAUGACCGAAGACAUCGUCUUUUGGAAGUGGAUCUCCCUGAACACCCUCGCUCUGGUCACCAAGAUGUCGGUGUACCAUUGGUCCAUGGAGGGAGAUUCCACUCCCGUAAAGAUGUUUGACAGGCAUGCGUCUCUUGCUGACUGCCAGAUCAUCAACUACAGGACCGAUCCGAAACAACAGUGGCUGCUGCUAGUUGGUAUCUCAGCCCAGCAGAACCGUGUGGUUGGCGCGAUGCAGCUCUAUUCAGUAGAGCGCAAGUGCUCACAGCCGAUCGAAGGCCACGCCGCCUCCUUCGCGACCUUCAAAGCUGAGGGUAACGCGGAACCCUCAACCCUCUUCUGUUUCGCCGUCAGAACCGCCCAGGGAGGCAAACUGCAUAUUAUUGAGGUGGGCCAAACACCAGCAGGGAACCAGCCAUUCCUCAAGAAAGCAGUGGACGUGUUCUUCCCAGCCGAGGCCCAGAACGACUUCCCCGUCGCCAUGCAGGUGUCCCCGAAAUAUGACGUCAUUUACCUCAUCACGAAAUACGGCUACAUUCACAUGUACGACAUUGAAACUGGUACCUGUAUCUACAUGAACAGGAUCUCUUCUGAUACCAUCUUUGUGACCGCUCCCCAUGAAGCCACUGGUGGAAUUAUUGGCGUAAACCGCAAAGGCCAAGUACUAUCAGUAACAGUAGAAGAAGACUCCAUUGUGCCCUACAUUAACACGGUGCUCCAGAACCCUGAACUCGCACUGCGUUUAGCUGUUCGCAACAACCUCGCGGGGGCUGAGGAACUGUUCGUUAGAAAGUUCAACAUGCUCUUUACCAACGGACAGUACGGAGAGGCUGCUAAGGUAGCAGCGAUGGCUCCCCGUGGCAUCCUCCGCACCCCGCAAACCAUCCAGCGCUUCCAGCAGGUCCCCACUCAGCCCGGACAGACAUCUCCACUGCUGCAGUACUUCGGAAUCCUGCUGGAUCAAGCGCAGCUAAACAAGUUCGAGUCACUUGAGCUCUGCCGUCCUGUGUUGCUGCAAGGUCGCAAGCAGCUCCUAGAAAAAUGGUUGAAAGAAGAGAAACUGGAAUGCUCUGAGGAGCUCGGAGACUUGGUAAAGCAGGUGGAUCCCACCCUCGCCCUGUCCGUCUACCUCCGCGCUAACGUGGCCAGCAAGGUCAUCCAGUGCUUCGCUGAGACUGGACAGUUCCAGAAGAUUGUGCUUUAUGCUAAGAAGGUGGGCUACACCCCAGACUACAUCUACCUCCUUCGUUCCGUAAUGCGAACGAACCCCGAGCAAGGCGCAGGUUUCGCCGGUAUGUUAGUAGCCGAGGAACCUCCCCUCGCAGACAUCAACCAGAUAGUGGAUGUGUUCAUGGAACAGAACAUGGUACAGCAAUGUACUGCCUUCUUAUUGGAUGCUCUCAAGAACAACCGGCCGGAGGAAGGACCGCUGCAGACUAGGUUGUUGGAAAUGAACCUAAUGUCGGCGCCCCAAGUAGCGGACGCGAUCCUGGGCAACGCGAUGUUCACGCACUACGACCGCGCGCACGUGGCGCAGCUCUGUGAGAAGGCCGGCCUGCUGCAGCGCGCGCUCGAGCACUACACCGACCUCUACGACAUCAAGAGGGCUGUGGUUCACACACACCUCCUCCCCGCUGACUGGCUGGUGACUUACUUUGGAAGCCUCUCCGUAGAAGAUUCCUUAGAAUGCCUCAAAGCGAUGCUUCAAGCGAACAUUCGCCAAAAUCUGCAAAUCUGCGUGCAAAUCGCCACAAAGUACCAUGAACAACUUACCACUAAAGCCCUCAUUGAGCUGUUCGAGAGCUUCAAGACGUAUGAAGGACUAUUCUACUUCCUGGGAUCCAUUGUCAACUUCAGCCAGGAUCCUGAAGUCCACUUCAAGUAUAUUCAGGCCGCCUGCAAGACCGGUCAGAUCAAGGAAGUAGAACGCAUCUGCCGCGAAUCAAACUGCUACAACGCUGAACGCGUGAAGAACUUCCUGAAGGAAGCCAAGCUGCCCGACCAGCUCCCUCUCAUCAUAGUGUGCGACCGGUUCGACUUCGUCCACGACCUCGUACUGUAUCUGUACAGAAACAGCCUGCAGAAGUACAUUGAGAUCUAUGUGCAGAAGGUGAACCCAUCCCGUCUCCCAGUGGUAGUAGGUGGUCUGCUAGACGUAGACUGUGCUGAGGAUAUCAUCAAGAACCUGAUCCUAGUCGUACGAGGACAGUUCUCCACUGAUGAGCUGGUCGCUGAGGUCGAGAAGAGGAACAGGUUGAAGCUGCUCCUCCCCUGGUUGGAGACCCGCGUCCACGAGGGCAGCAACGAGCCCGCCACACACAAUGCUCUGGCCAAGAUCUACAUCGACUCCAACAACAACCCUGAGAGAUUCCUUAAGGAGAACCAAUGGUACGACUCCCGCGUAGUAGGUCGUUACUGCGAGAAACGCGACCCGCACCUCGCCUGCGUGGCGUACGAGCGCGGACAGUGCGACCGGGAACUCAUCGCCGUCUGCAACGACAACUCUCUGUUCAAGACUCAGGCGCGGUACCUUGUCCGGCGGCGGGACCCUGACCUAUGGCUCGAAGUAUUGGCUGAAUCUAACCCCUUCAAGAGGCAGCUUAUCGACCAGGUGGUCCAAACAGCUCUCUCUGAAACGCAAGACCCAGAAGAUAUCUCGGUGACUGUAAAAGCAUUCAUGACUGCGGACCUGCCCAAUGAGUUGAUUGAGUUGUUAGAGAAGAUUGUGCUCGACAACUCUGUGUUCUCCGACCACAGGAACCUGCAGAACUUACUUAUUCUUACUGCAAUAAAGGCGGACCGCAGCCGUGUGAUGGAGUACAUCAACCGCCUCGACAACUACGAUGCGCCCGACAUCGCUAACAUCGCCAUCAAUAAUGAACUCUAUGAGGAAGCCUUCGCAAUCUUCAAGAAGUUUGAUGUCAAUACUUCUGCUAUUCAGGUGUUGAUAGAACAAGUGAAAGACCUGGAACGUGCGUACGAGUUCGCCGAGCGUUGCAAUGAGCCAGGUGUCUGGUCACAACUGGCCAAGGCACAGCUACAACAGGGACUCGUGAAGGAAGCCAUCGACUCAUACAUCAAGGCAGAUGACCCUUCAGCUUACAUGGAUGUAGUCGCCACUGCCACUAACAGGGAGUCCUGGGAGGAUCUCGUGCGGUAUUUGCAGAUGGCACGCAAGAAGGCGCGCGAAUCCUACAUCGAAUCAGAAUUGAUCUACGCAUACGCCCGCACUGGCCGUCUAGCAGACUUGGAAGAGUUCAUCUCGGGCCCCAACCACGCAGACAUACAGAAGAUUGGAGACCGAUGCUUCGACGACAAGAUGUACAACGCUGCCAAGCUCCUCUACAAUAAUGUCAGCAACUUCGCACGUCUCGCCAUCACGCUUGUACAUUUGAAGGAGUUCCAGGGUGCGGUCGACAGUGCCCGCAAAGCGAACUCGACACGUACAUGGAAGGAGGUUUGCUUCGCCUGCGUCGACGCGGGAGAGUUCCGACUGGCGCAGAUGUGUGGACUACACAUUGUUGUACACGCUGACGAACUCGAGGACCUCAUCAAUUACUACCAGGAUCGCGGCCACUUCGACGAGCUGAUCAGUCUGUUAGAAGCCGCUUUAGGAUUAGAACGCGCUCACAUGGGAAUGUUCACAGAGCUCGCCAUACUGUACUCCAAAUACAAGCCUGCCAAGAUGAGGGAGCAUCUCGAACUGUUCUGGUCACGAGUUAAUAUUCCUAAGGUUCUCCGUGCAGCGGAACAAGCCCACCUGUGGUCUGAGCUAGUGUUCCUGUACGACAAGUACGAGGAGUACGACAACGCGGCACUCACCAUGAUGCAGCAUCCCACCGAGGCGUGGCGCGAGGGACACUUCAAGGAUAUCAUCACCAAGGUUGCAAACAUGGAACUCUACUACAGAGCUAUCCAAUUCUACCUAGACUACAAGCCUCUCCUGCUGAAUGAUCUACUUCUAGUCCUGGCUCCUCGCAUGGACCAUACCAGAGCCGUCACAUUCUUCACCAAAGCUGGACAUCUCCAGCUCGUGAAGGCAUACCUCCGCUCCGUGCAGAGCUUGAACAACAAGGCUGUCAAUGAGGCACUCAACUCCUUGCUUAUUGAUGAGGAAGAUUACCAGGGUCUACGAACAUCGAUAGACGCGUUCGACAACUUCGACACGAUCGCGCUAGCACAGCAGCUCGAGAAACACGAACUCACCGAGUUCAGAAGAAUCGCCGCCUACUUAUACAAAGGUAACAACAGAUGGAAGCAGAGCGUGGAGCUGUGCAAGAAAGACGCGCUGUACGCGGACGCUAUGGAGUACGCGUCAGAGUCGCGCUCCGCUGAAGUUGCGGAGGAACUGCUCAACUGGUUCCUGGAGAGAGAUAACUAUGAGUGCUUCUCUGCUUGCCUCUACCAGUGUUACGACCUGCUGAAACCUGACGUGGUCAUCGAGUUGGCGUGGAGACAUAACAUCAUGGACUUCGCCAUGCCAUUCCUUAUCCAGACUGUCCGCGAGCUAACAACGAAGGUAGAGAAGCUGGAGGAGGCGGACGCCAAGCGCAGCACUGAGAGCGCCGAGCAUGAAGCUAAACCUGCCAUGAUCAUGGAACCACAACUUAUGCUCACUGCCGGUCCAUCGAUGCCGUACGCGGGAGUAGCAGCGCAACCUUCUCCGUACGCGUACGCGGCGCAGGCUCCGUCCCCGGCGCCCUACCACGGGUACGGCAUGUAGGGCGCCGGCGCCCCUCGCGGCUGGGGGCUCACACACUACUGAGCUGGCGCCGAGCGACCGCGCGACUACCUGCGCCACUAGUGCAUCAACAACAUAAAUGAAGUGUCUACAUACACUUAAACUAAACAGUCGUAACUCGGAACUAAACCGUUUGUCGCGAUGUUGAUAUUAUCCAAUGACAAACGAUGUCUCCUACAGCCUCAGUAUUUACGAUACGAACCAUGUAGUCACUCCAUUUGUCCAGUGGUGUCGCGACGGCCGCAGUGUCGCGUGAGUGCAGGCGUAUGUUAGUGCGGUAUAGUAAAGUAUCUCGCCGUAAGCCGCCGCGUCCUCUAUGCGCUCGCGACCGCCCCCUGCCGGCUUCGCGUAGGACUUAUGAACUAGCCUAAGUUUUCUACUCAAAGUGCGGGUUAUUUUUCUAUACGCCGAGGCCUAACGUUAUAGUGUUUCCUUUGCGUCCCAUGUAAAAAAAGUAUUAUGAUGACGGUCGAAAGUGCAUAGAGUAUAAAUUAUAAAAAGUUACGCGUAGUGUAGCCGUCGGGCCGAUACGUCAGAGGAUUAUUGUUAGCCUGUACAAAUUAUAUUAAUAUAUUUGAUUGCUACAUAGCUCUCAUUACAACAAAGUGCUUUAUUUUUUAAUCGUGUAUGAGAGUUAUAUAGAUAUCAUGGAAAUUGUCGCUUGCGAUUAAUAUUAACUUUGUUUAGAGCGGUCACUUAAACAUUAAUAUAUGUUACGCGAUUAUUAAUCGAAUAUUAAAUGUUCAGCAAUCAUGUACCUAUUGUGUGGAGGUGUAACGAGUAACGAGUUGUAGACUUGGUGUCAUUAAAUCUAUUCAAAACGUUCAUUAGCUAGUUAUUUAUAAAGACAUUCUCUUUACGUUGAUCGUAAUAAUGCAAUUCUAUUCUCUACAUCAAAUACUCUAACAAGUUUACUCGUUACAUCCCCACAAGUAUCUAAAAUUAGUUAAAGUAAUAUUGUAAAAUACUUGGUGUACUUUGGAGUAGUUGGCUGUUGUCACAGAAUUAGAAAGACCAAGAAGUAGUCCGUCAUGUGGUGCUUACACACGUUGGAAUCUCACAACCGGUAUCAAGACUCGUCAACUAGACAAUGCAAAAUAUAAUCGGGUGUGAAAUAAUGACGUGUAAGCAACCAAACCACCACUAGGUGCAUACGACAUGUAAUAUACGUAUAUGUACAUAGUGGAUACGACACCACAGAUAAUUAAAUUUAUUAAAAUAAAUAAUAUUCGAAAAAUUACAAUUGAAAUUAGAAAUUAGUAUAAAAUCUUUAUCAUUAUUAUUAUUAUUUUUUAUUUUUUGUUACUAAUCAGCAGUUAUAAUGAGGAUCACAUUUUUUUAUUAUGAAAAAUUGUGAGAUAUAGAAUCUAUGGGUAGACUGACAUUGUUUCACAUAUUCAGAUUAUAUGCCGUGCAAUAAAUUGAUUGAAACAAACAGAUACUGCAAAUUCAGUCUAUAUUAAUAUUGUUAUAUGUAUAUAAUGAGUUUGAUUCAUAUUAUGAGCCAGUUGAAAUUAUCUGAUUUAAAUAGAAGAGCAUUAUGUCCGUGUUGUUCUGCGGUAAAUGAAAUAUUUUCUAGAUACAUUUAGAUUUAGUUUAGGCGGAAUUAGUGGUAUGGAGUUAUUCUGUGUAAUGUUUGAACGUGUGAGAUUCGAGUACACGCGUGAUGCUUCACUUUGCGUUGUCGUAAGACAUUAUUGAUGCCUUCACUAGAUAAUUAAGUCAUGUGACCGGACACAUCACCGUUAGAGUAUUAGUGCCUGAGUCAACUACCAUCUCCCCGACUCACUGUUACAUCAUACUCACGGUUUCGAGUUGCAAAAUAUAAUCAUUGAUGUUAAAUGAUUCAUUCAAAUCAUUCCUAUCAUUUUAUCAAUAUAAUUCGGUACGGUCAUGUAUCAGUAACAUUGUUGAUUCGUUUACACUUUCUUUCUACUAAAAUAAAUUUUAUUAACUUAAAAUACAGAAAGAAAGUUCAUUGUUUACUAGCAUUGUAUUUAUUCAUGUAUGAUACUGUUUCCCUGAAAUUUAUUAUUGUAAGAUUAUAUUAUAUGAAUAAAUGAAAA
This is a messenger RNA of Spodoptera litura, 7316 nucleotides long. It is a transcript of the gene Chc, whose product is annotated as clathrin heavy chain. Lineage: Eukaryota; Metazoa; Arthropoda; Insecta; Lepidoptera; Noctuidae. The record is from RefSeq and is a predicted model, not a curated record. Gene Ontology annotation, biological process: receptor-mediated endocytosis; intracellular protein transport. Gene Ontology annotation, cellular component: cell cortex; clathrin-coated endocytic vesicle; clathrin coat of trans-Golgi network vesicle. Gene Ontology annotation, molecular function: structural molecule activity; clathrin light chain binding.